AUGUCAUGUAAGGGGAAUGCCAUUUUAUCAAAUCAUAUAUGUUUUAAUGAUUAUAAAUCACUAAGUACAUCAUGUGAACUUCAAAUAAAGAAUGGGUUAGGAUGUAUAAUUUGUAAUGACGGAUAUUAUAAAAAAGAUUCUAUUUGCUUUGGUUGUGAAGACCCAAUGGAAACAUGUAUAACCAAAGAUAUAGCAACUAGUUGUAAAAAAGGAUAUUUUCUUGAUAAUGGAAAAUGUAUUAAUCAAAAUGAAUUAAAGAAUUGUAAAGUUAAAACAUCAUUGGGAUGUAGUCAGUGUGAAAAAGGAUAUUAUGUUGAUAAUUUAUAUUGUAGUAAAUGUGAAGAACAUUGUAAAUUAUGUACUAAUACAUAUUGUGAUGUAUGUGAAGAGAAUUAUAUUAGUAUAGAUGGAACAUGUUAUUAUUUUAGAGCAAUAAAUAAAUGUGAAUCAUCUGAUGGAGUAAAAUGUACUAAAUGUAGUUCAGGAUAUACUCCAGAAGGGAAAUAUUGUGCAAAGAAGAAUUUAUGGUAUGUUUGGGUUAUUAUUGUAGUUGUAAUAAUAGUUAUUAUUUCAUUUAUUAUUCUUGGAAUAGUUUAUAAAAGAAUUCAUCAUAAGAUUAAGAAAACAAAUUUUAACGUUAAAAGUAUUGAUUCAAUUUGUCAAACAACUGAUUUGGUAUUUUGUGCACCACAUGUUUUAACAGAUAAACCAGUAAUAGAAUUUUAUGGAGACGAUGAACUAAAAGUAAAACAAACAAAAGAAGUAACAUUUUAUAUUGCUAAUGCUGGAAAAUCAAAAAUUAAAAUUCAACCAACAAUUAUGGAAAAUGAAAAAUAUGAAUUUACUAUUGAACCAGAAGUAGUUGUUUUAAGAAGUCAAGAAGUAGUUGUAUUUAAAGCAGAAAUUACACCAUUAUGUUCCACACAAAUAGAUGACAAAAUAAUAUUUCAUUCAUAUGAUAUUAAAAAAGAUGUUAUGACUGAAUUUUCAAUUGGAUUAGAAUUUAUAACAGAAAGAACAAAUAUUAUUGAUUAUGAUGAAUUAAUAUUUGAUAAAAAAUUAGGUGAAGGUGGGUUUGGAAUUGUUUAUAAAGGAAUAUUUAGAGAAAAUGAAGUUGCAAUAAAAGUAUUAAAAGAUACUGAAAUGACUGAGAAUUCAAUGGAAGAAUUUAAAGUAGAAGUUGAUAUGUUAGAUAAAUUUAGAUGUGAAUAUAUUGUUCAAUUUUAUGGUGCUUGUUUUAUUCCUACUAAAACCUGUAUGGUAACAGAAUAUGCAAAAUAUGGCUCGUUAAAUAAAUGGAUUAAAAAUAAAAAGAAAGUUAGUCAUUAUUUAAAAAUUAAAUUUUGUUUAGACGCUGCAAAGGCUAUUGAAUAUCUUCAUUCAAAUGGUAUUUUACAUCGUGAUAUUAAACCUGAUAAUAUGUUAGUCUUUUCUUUUGCUGAACAAGUUGGAGUUAAUUUAAAACUUACUGAUUUUGGAAGUGCAAGAAGUAUUAAUCGUUUAAUGACUAAUAUGACUUUUACUAAAGGAAUUGGAACUCCGGUUUAUAUGGCUCCUGAAGUUUUACAACAACAACGAUAUAAAACAACUGCUGAUAUUUAUUCAUUUGGUAUUUCAAUAUAUGAAAUUUUAUCAUGGGAAGAAGCUUAUCCUACGUCUGACCCUCGUUUUGUAUAUCCUUGGAAAAUUGCAGAAUUUGUAAUAAGUGGUAAAAGACUAGAAAAACCUACAAAGUUACCUGAUGUUGAAUAUCGUAUUAUCACUGAUUGUUGGAAAGAUAAAAGUGAUGAUAGGAUACGUGCAUGUGAUGCUAUAUCUCGUUUAGAGAAAUUACUCAUUAAAAAUUAA
Messenger RNA from Entamoeba nuttalli P19, 1848 nucleotides. Its product is annotated as tyrosine kinase, putative. Bases 1 to 1848 code for a protein of 615 amino acids. Gene Ontology annotation, molecular function: ATP binding; protein kinase activity. Gene Ontology annotation, biological process: protein phosphorylation. The transcript has a single exon. The record is from RefSeq and is a predicted model, not a curated record. Lineage: Eukaryota; Evosea; Mastigamoebida; Endamoebidae.